This is a messenger RNA of Hippoglossus stenolepis (Pacific halibut), 7528 nucleotides long. RefSeq names its product glutamate receptor, ionotropic, delta 2 (Grid2) interacting protein, a (gene grid2ipa). The record is from RefSeq and is a predicted model, not a curated record. The transcript has 23 exons. Gene Ontology annotation, molecular function: protein binding. Gene Ontology annotation, biological process: regulation of DNA-templated transcription. Lineage: Eukaryota; Metazoa; Chordata; Actinopteri; Pleuronectiformes; Pleuronectidae.
AUGAGGCGCUUCCUGAGCAGGAAGGGCCGCUUCUCCCUUCGCCAGAGCAAGUCCGGGACCCGGAGUGCCUCCAAAGAUUUCUACCUCGGUCUCCCUGCCACCAAUCAGAACUGGCCAGAGGCGUUUGGUUUCCGGCUGGGUGGCACUGGGCCCAGCUACAUCCUCUCCGUGGUGGAGGGCAGCAGUGCCUACCUGGCCGGCCUGCAGCCGGGCGACCAGGUGGUGGACAUCGAGGGCCAGGAUGUGACCAACCUCAGCACACCGGCUCUAGUCGCCCUGGCUCAGACCCUCAAGACUGUCCCACCCAGCAUCGGAGUAGUGUCACGGCUUGAACAGAUCGACAUCACCCCUGGCCCUGAUGGCCGUUUUGGAUUCACCAUCGUUGGAGACAGCCCUCUGAUGGUGGAGGACUGCAUGCCCAGCGGCCCGGCCGGGCGCAGUGGCCUGAAGGCCGGGGACUACGUCAUGGAGGUCAACGGCAUCCCAGUGAAGCAUCACGAAACGGCGGCGGCCAUGAUCAAAGCAGCUCAGGGUCGACCUCUGCGUCUGGGCGUGCUCAGUAUGGCCCGGCGACCCAAGCGGUUAAGCAGCAGCAUGAGGGUGUUGUCACAGAGCGGGGACAGCGUCAGGGACAGUCGCGCCCACAAGGCCAUGGAGUUCAAUAAGAAGGUGGAGGAGGUGCUGGGGGAGGAACCAGAUGUGAAGGAGCAGCUGUUUGACGUGCUGAAGCAGUACGCUGCCGAGAGGGAUGUGGAGAGUCUGGCCGAGGCGCUGCCUGAUAUCCUGAUCACAGAGGAGCAUCAGCAGCUGAUCGACAGCGUCAGGAUCUUCAUUCCCAAGAAGCACCGGGAACGUUUUGACGAGGUGGUUUCCCAGAGCCUGAUGAGCCGGCUUAAGGGGCGGAGCUUCAGUGACCCCAGCCGCAACCGCCUUCGCCGCAGCCGGAGCGAGGAUCACCCUGAGCGCCUCCUGGUUUCCACGCGCGCCAGCUCAGUGCCACGCACCCACGCAGAGGAAGGCGUGAUGCAACCAACCCGAGGCAUGAGGAAGACCACCUCCCUAAUAGCCGGCCACUCCAGUGGCAGCACCACCAACUGCAGGUGUGUAUGUUGCAGCCCCACCCAGACGGUGAGAGUGUGCAAAGGCAACAUGAGUUUUGGCUUCACUCUUAGAGGUCAUGCUCCAGUGUGGAUUGAUUCCGUCAUCCCUGGAAGCCCAGCAGACAAAGCAGGUCUGAAACCAGGAGACCGCAUCCUGUUUCUCAACGGGCUGGACAUGAGGACCUCCUCCCAUGAGAAGGUGGUGUCCAUGCUGCAGGGCAGUGGUGCCAUGCCCACUCUGGUAGUGGAGGACGGUUCGUCCACUUUCAGCCUGGCAGAGCAGGACCUCGCAGGAGGCGGUGGUCCCCCAGAACGUGCCCGCUCCCCUGUGUUCAGCUCCCUGCAGUGGGUGGCGGAGAUUCUGCCUCCCAGUAUCAGGGUUCAGGGCCGCACCUUCGGUCAGCAGCUGGAGCACCUGCUGACCAUCCAGGAGAGGUACACCAUCUGCAAGGCUUUGGAGAACUUCUUCCAGCACAGGUGAGCAAUUGGGUGGGAAGAAAACAGUAGAAGGAAGGAAAGACGGGAGGAAAAGAGAGUCAGAGGGAAUGUUGACACUCUGAUCGUGGAUGUGUUCCCGGUGCUGGACACUCCAGCCAAACAGGUGAUCUGGCAGUUUGUUUACCAGCUGCUGACGUACGAGGAGCAGGAACACUGCCAGAGCAAGAUCUCACGCUUUCUUGGAUUCAAAGCAUCAGUUCCACCACCACCACCACCUCCCCUUCCUCCCGAUCCUGAGUCUGCCCAAGAGCCCCAUCGCCGCAGCAGCUCCAUGAGAGUAACGGGGACCACGUACAGGAGCAGUGUGAGGGGACGUAGUUCAGAUGACCUGGUCAUUGGCACACACUUGGGCCUGGGUACAGAUCUUCACUUGAUGGAGACGGGGAUGAGGUUGGCUCCAGGAGAGAGACAGUCAGGUGAUGGCACCUCCCUCCCUGAGACUCCCAACAACCUCACCAAUCUGUCGGCAGUGUACGCUGAGCUGGAGAACAUGUAUUCAUCCAAGAGGUCCAAGUCUCUAAAGAGCCGCCCUCCUCCCGCCCCAGACAGUUUGCUGGAUCUGGAACCUCCUUCGCGCUCGGCUUCCCCCUCAAUGCUCGCUAACACAGGGAGCCGUAAAGGUCCUUCGACCCCUUCAUCCUGGCAGGAGCCUCUCCCCAGCCCCCCUCAGGCUCAGUUCUACUCAUCUGGGCUGCCCAGCCAGACCAGCGGGGAGUCCAAUCCCUACAUCAGCUUGGACAGUCCCCCACCUUCACCCCCAGAGCCCGCUGACUACCCAGCUAGUCCACCACCCGCUCGCAGCAGCAAGCGGCGCUACACCUUCUCCAAACCACCGCGUUCAGAAGACACAGAUCGCUUCCUGGAUGCACUGAGUGAGCAGCUGGGACAGAGGGUGGCCAUCAUCGACGACUUCCUGACUCCUGAGAACGACUACGAGGAGGAUGUUGUGCAGAUGGGUUUCCCGGAUGAUGAGGAUGAGGAUAAUGAAGAGGAGCUGGGGGUGGACGAAGAAGAAAGUGGAGGAUUUGUGGCCCCAGAGCUGAGCAGCCCGAGUGACGUUCAAAGCAGCAGCGGAGAAGAGAACGCCUCCUCUCUCACCUACUCCUCAUCCUCUGACCACAUCCCUCCUCCUCCCAUGACCCCUCCUCCGCCUCCACCUGUUCAGUUCAAUGACCCGCCUCCUCCCCCUCCACCACCUGCACCGCCUCAGCACCAACAACCGCAACAGCAGCUUCACUUCACCCCGGAACACUCCCCAAGAGCAUAUGUGCCCAUUCGCCGUAAAUCUGGACCACCUCCACCACCUCCACCCCGCAGUAAUCCACCAGCGAAGCGGCUCUCUCUCCAUAAAGCACUACCCACAAGAGAGGACUUACAGGUGCAUGCUACCAUACUAGAGCUAAAAGCCUUCCAAGAACAACAAGUCUACCAGGGAAGACAAGUCUAUGAGGAGCAACAAGCGUACAAGGAGAGGCAGGUGUAUGAGGAGCAGAAAGCCUAUGAGGAACAACAACUGUUUCAAGAGCAGCAGGCCUACCAGGAGACAUUCUUCAAAGAGAGACAAGCUUAUGAGGAGCAGAAAGCAUACGAGGAACAAAAAGCUAUUGAAGAGCAACAAAUUCACCAGGAGCAACAAGCCUACCAAGAAAGACAAGCAUACGAACAGCGUCAAGCCUACCAGGAGCAAAAAGUAUACGAACAGCGCCAAGCUUACAAGGAGCAAAAGGCAUUUGAAGAGCUUCAAGCUUACCAGGAGCGAAAAGCUUACAAGGAGCAAAAAGCUUUCGAGGAGCGUCAGGCCUACGAGGAGCAACAAGCUUAUCAAGAGCAACAUAUGCAACAGAUUUACCAGAGUCACCACUCGAUGCCUACCCAGCCAACACAGCAAAAAGCCCAGUCACCACUUCCUCACCAACAACUUCACCAAUCCUUACCCCCACUCCCUUCUCCAGACUCCACCCAUCCCCACGCCAACCAUCCUCUCUAUGUGAUGCACCAAGCACAGCUGCAGCAGGCUCACCCGGGUCAUCACCACCGACGUCUGUCUCGUUCAGCCCCUCCUCCACACCAACCGCCACCUCUACCGUCACCCCAACCGACGGCUCACCCCGGCCAACAAGCUCAAUAUGCUGAGGGAAUCUACCAAAGUCACCAGGGCCUUGGAAACCAUCCCCACCAUUCUUCAGCUGAAAUGCUCCACCAGAUGCACCAAGCCCCCGCCCAUCACUCCUCUGCUGAGGUGCUCAACCAGUUGCAACAAUCUCAGGCCCAUCACUCAUCUACUGAGAUACUCCAGCAGAUGCAGCAAGCCCAAGCCCACUACUCCUCCUCAGAAAUGCUCCACCAAAUACACAAAACCAAGGGACAUCAUUCUUCAACAGAGUUACUGAACCAAGCUCAUCAAAUGCAGCAGAUGCAGCCUCACCACUCCUCAACAGAACUUCUCCAUCAAGCUCAGCAGAUGCAUCGGGGUCAACCACACCAUUCCUCCACUGAGCUGCUCCAUCAAAUGCAAAAGGCCCAGGCCCACCACUCCUCCACAGAGCUGCUCCAUCAAGCCCAUCAGAUGCACCAACCCAUGCCCCAUCACUCCUCCGCAGAGGUUCUGCAUCAAGCCCAGCAGGAGCCUGGCUCCCUUCCUGUUCAGCUAAAACGAGACAGUCACUCACACCAGAGCCGGAGAAGUCUUAAAGGUCAUCAUCAAACCCAAGUGUCACCUCAAGGGAGACACCAAGAGCAGCAGAUCCACCAAACCCAUCACCCCCAACCCACCAAACCCUCUCCCCAGAGACCCCACUCUAUCCAGCAGACCCACCACCACUCUAGCACACCUCAGAUUCACCACAUCCACCACAUAACCCCACAGCCUCCUCCGCAGGACUACCAACACCAGAUUCAUGUCAUCCACCCUCCGCAGCAGACCCACAGGCCCCAGCCUCUUCUUUCUACCUUUCAGCCCCUCCAGCCACAUCAAACCACCCUGUCCACAUUCCAGCCCCUCCCCCAACACCACAAGCUGCAGCACCAAGUCCAGUCCUCCACCCAAGUCACCCGCCCACAGUCUCAGCCCUCGCAUCACCUGCUGCAGUCCCCAAACCAGCCACAAUCUCAGUCAUCCCACCAUAAACAAUCCCAUGGUCAGAGUCAGCCCCAGUCCCUCCCGCACUCUCUGUCUGAUCCCACGGAGCACCUGGGGCCCCCUCCUCCUCCGCCCCUGCCCCCACCUUGCUCUCCUCCACCCCUGCCAAGGCCCGGUCUGUCCAGAAUGGAUUCCAACCACAUGAGUGUGAAGCGGUUACGCUGGGAGCAAGUGGAGAAUUCAGAGGGGACCAUCUGGGGACAGUUGGGAGCAAAUUCUGAUUAUGAUAAACUGCAUGACAUGGUGAAGUAUCUGGAUCUGGAGCUGCACUUUGGGACACAGAAGAGCUCCAUGCCGGCUCCAGAUCCAUCCCUCCUGCCAGAAACCUUCAAGAAGAAAGAUGUGAUAGAAAUUCUGUCCCAUAAGAAGGCUUACAAUGCCUCCAUCCUGAUAGCCCACCUGAAGCUGUCUCCUGCAGAGCUGCGUCAGGUGCUGAUGAACAUGGCCACUGAUAGGCUGGAGCCGUCGCACAUCAAACAGCUGCUGCUGUACGCCCCCGACGCAGAGGAGGUCAAAAAGUACGAAGAGUACAGACAGGACCCCAGCAAACUCAGUGAGCCAGACCAGUUUGUGUUGCAGAUGUUGUCAGUACCAGAGUACAAUACGCGCCUGCAGAGCCUCCUCUUCAAGUGUUCCCUGCAGGAGAAGACCGAGGAGUUGAGGGGAGCGUUCGACUGUAUCAACAAGGCCUCCAUGGAGCUGAAGACCAGCAGGAAGCUAGCGAAGAUACUGGAGUUUGUGCUGGCGAUGGGAAACUACUUGAAUAACAGCCAACCGAAAACAAACAAGACCACAGGCUUCAAGAUCAACUUCCUUACAGAGUUGAGCACAACUAAAACAGUGGAUGGGAAGUCGACAUUCCUGCACAUUCUGGUCAAGUCGUUGUGUCAACACUUUCCUGACGUGUUGGAUUUUUCCAAAGAUCUAACAAUGGUUCCACCUGCAGCCAAAGUAAACCAGAGGACGAUCGCGUCAGAUCUGAAUGACCUUCACGCAACCAUCCAAGAUAUUCGCUCGGCCUGUCAGAAGAUGCCUGCGACUGCUGACGACCGUUUUGCUGUUGUUAUGAGUAACUUUUUGGAAAACAGUCACCCAGCGAUUCAGUCUCUGGAGUCCCUGCAACAGAGAGCAAUGGAAGAAUUCAGCAAAACUGCGUCCUACUUUGGAGAAGACGGCAAAGCUACCAACACCGAAGGCUUCUUUGGCAUCUUUGCGGAGUUCAUGAUCAAGUUUGAGAGAGCGCUGAGUGAGCAUCAGGCUGCAGAAAUCCAGAAGAGUCCUCGGAGUCCACGAAUGGCCUCCCCACUGGCCUGGUAACACACACAUACAUGUCCACAGAGACGUUGAAACACACACACACUGUAUACACAUUCUCUACACUGCAUACACAAACAUACAUAACACUCAAUCCACAUUUUUGAGCAAUAAAAUACAGUGUAUUAUAUAUGUAUGUACUUUUGGUUACAUUCAGCGAGACAGAAUGUCUUUGCAUCAAAUAUGGACAAUUUUGCAUUAUACCAGUGGUGCAGUGUAUGUGUCCUUUUCAAAAUAAGUUUUAUUGUAGUCUAAAGCUUUAAGACUUCGAGAUAGAACACAACGUUGUUUGGUUGUCAACAUAUCUGUACUGUUAAGAAGAUACAGUUCCGAUAGUUCAUCCUAAGUUUUCUUUCUCUAAGCCAGAGUUAUCUACGGUGUAAAACUUUAUGAUAGAUCCUUGAAUAAGAUGAUGAUUUAUGAAAAUUAAAUUGUAUCCUGAAUAUAGAUGUUUUACUUAAAAUAUACCCAAGUACAAUCGUUGGUUUGGAUGAAACCACGGAUGCAGUUUCCCUAUUAGUGAACUGUGUUUUGUACGAAGCCCACCACCCUGAAUGUAACAUAGGUUCUUUACUGAUUAACCGUAGAUUAUUUUCUCGAGUAAAUAAUCAAUUACAUCCCAAUGAUAGAUUGUUUAAUGUGCUGUAUCAUGUUUAUACCUCCACUUAUAAGGAUUUUCUUACUGCAUCAGGUGUAGCUUUAAUAACUUUCUAUUCCUAAAUGGUUUUGCUCUUGUAUGAUACCGCCAAUGCUACAAACGUGUACAUAUGAGACAGUGUCAGUGGGAUGUUGGCACUUACUACUUGAGACAAUUUCAACUGUCGUAAGGAUCCUUUUUAUUUAUUUUUAUUCCCGUCAGUAGGACAAGGAGAAGUGGGAUCAUGUGGCGUGCGCAGUGUGCAAUAUGUUUUUAGCUGUUCACUGCUGUUCUACUCCUUUCGACUGUAACAUCGAUACCUUGUAUUUGCACUGUACAGAAUGAGAGUGAAUGUAAUGAGAAUGUACGCUACGAUAUAUGACGCACUUUUGUGUAUUAACCAAAAUAUUUAUUUCAUUGUGUUACGCUGUACAGACUGAGCAGAGCGACAAGUUUAGUGUAAGAGAUGCAGCAUUAUGGAUAGUUCUCAACUAGUGAUGCAGUGUCACAUCUCAGAAUAUACACAAGUGCUUUGUAAAAGUCUAUAGGUGAUAUUUUUAAUUGUUAAGGUUAAUCUGUGCAGCUAGUGAAAGCUUUGUUUUCUUAUCUAAGUUGUCUUUACAGAACGUCUAAGGCCUAUAAAGUGUUAUAAAAGUCUAUAAAGUCUGUAUUUUUUAUUCUGUCCAAACAAUGCUGACAAAUAUAGAGUCGUAUUAAAUCUAUAUCUGUGUCUGUGUGAGAAAAAUGCUCUUUAAUUGUGCUGUUAUGCCAAAUGUCUUACAGAGGAAUGAUACUGUACAGUACAAAGGUAACGGCAUUAAAAGGCCUCGUCCUCGUGUU